CCGCAGCAAAGGGCGUUCACAACAUAGCUCCUUCCAGCAGCAGCCACAACAGCAACAAUACCACGCCCCCAGGUCCGCCUUAGCGCCUGGCGCCUCCGCCUACUUCCUGGGUGACGACGUGGACCAAGGGGGGGUCUUCUGAAGCUGCCCACAGCAGGAGCCACAGCAGGAAAUACAGACAGGCCCCCUGCUGGACAUAGUUGUCAAUGGACAAUGUUAUCAGUUCAUGAUUGACACUGGCGCUACACAUUCACUUUUGAAUGCAGUAGUUCCAAAGAAACUGUGUGCUUCCUUUUUAAAGGUUGAAGGCUUUGCUGGGGUCACAAGGAUGUUACCUGUCACCAAACCACUUCCGGUUCAGAUUGCUGGACACUCGCUAAAGCAUCCCUUCGUGGUUGAUCAUCACACACCUUGCCUGCUCGGUAAUGAUCUGCUUUACAAACUGUACCCUGACAUCCAAUAUCGCACAGAAGGAACCUUCCUGGUGUUACCUGACGGCACUACCACCAAGCUGCGACACCACUAUAAAGGCUCCUCCAUGUUUGUGCUCAUGCCUCAACCUGAGGUACCACAAAUGGCGGACAUCUACUGGACACGCCUCCUCCCGGAAACAAGUGAAGGACAAGGGCUGCUCCUGCUCUUCUAUCAGUGGAAGCCCUGGCUGACCGAGCUGCGUCCGUAUGUACCACCACCUGAUCCGCCACAUGUCACCUUAUAUUAUGAUCGCCAAUCUGAUGAAAGUUACCAAGAAGUUUUUGACACCAUAGCAGGAAAAGAGUGGUCUUUGGCCUACACUCACAUCUAUGCUGGAGCUCAGGGUGUGUCCGCCCAUGUCGACUUCACUCCUCAACAGAAAAAAUGGUAUAAAAUGGACGCUACGGCAGUCCCACAUUGUUCUCUUGCUCUUUGUCCCGCCUACCAAGCCAAGGACUUGGGUCCAAUGACAAAACAGGGAGUAUCUGCCACUGAUUGGGUAGACACCCAAAUACCACACUUACAACAUUCUGACUCAGUUGAUAUGUUUCGUAUCUCCUGCUCUCAGACUGCUGACCUCGGGGUUCUACAACAUCUUCAGGUCGCUCGAGAGCAUGGGCAAGAACGAACAGACCAUCCUGAAGCUGCUGACAUGUUAAACACCCUCCCACUGACCGUUUGGUCUCAAGGUCCCACAGAUGUUGGUCUUGCUGUCAAUGCGUCCCCUGUCUCUGUCAAAAUUGACACCAGUAGUGUGGUACAUGUCAGACAAUACCCACAAAAACAACAAGCCAUAGAUGGCAUUACAGAUACCAUCUCAGGCCUUAAACAAUCUGGAGUAUUGGAACCCUCCAACUCUAAAUGGAACACACCUAUUUUGCCUGUUCCAAAAACUGGCACCUCUGUGUACCGGAUGGUACACGAUCUUAGGGCCGUUAAUGACGUCACAGUGACCCCUCCCAUACCUGUUCCUAACCCUUACACAGCACUCACCCAUCUGACCACUGCACACUGUUAUUUCUCUGUCAUUGACCUAGCGAAUGCUUUCUUUUGCAUCCCUAUCGCUGAAUGCAUCAAACAUGUCUUUGCUUUCACCUUUCAAGGUCAAAAGCUGCAGUACUCCCGCCUCCCACAAGGUUGGAAACUGUCGCCUGGCCUUUUCAACCAGCAAUUACGAGACGAUCUGGCCUCAGUGGAGCUUUUUGACGACACAUUUGUUGUCCAGUAUGUAGAUGACAUACUCAUCGCUGCUUCUUCUCCUACCUCAUGCCUGGCGGCCACCCUAGCUGUUCUUCAGCGUCUGGCCUCAACAGGAUACAAGGUCUCUCGUAAGAAAUUGCAGGUUGCCCGUUCCCUUGUUCAUUUCAUGGGGCGGGAGAUCUCCUCAACGGGGGUCUCCCUGUCCCCUGACCAUCGCCAGUCUAUCCUAUGUCAUCCUAAACCCUCUUCUGUCAAACAAUUACAGUCCUUCCUUGGAUUGGCUGGUUUCAGCCGCUCCUACAUUCCUUGUUUUUCCUUGAAAACAGCUCCUCUUCGUGCCCUCCUCCGCACUGCUGGAGUCCGCAACUCAAAUGCUGCCCUCCAGUGGACGGUUGAGGCCGAACAAGCUUUCAUUGACCUCAAGCAACAUUUGUCUUCUGCUUCUGCCCUUGCAGUACCAGACUACAAACUACCCUUCUACUUAGAUGUUUCUGAGAGUGAAGGUACUGCUAACGCUGUCCUUUUUCAGAAACCUGAAGGGGGAGGUAUAGGGGGAACGCGUUGCGUUUUAACCUACACCAGCAUUCUGCUUGACCUAUCUGAACUUCGACAUCACACAUGCUCGCAACAUGCUUCCACUUUGGCAAAACUGAUUGACAAAACGGCACACAUUGUCAUGGGACACCCACUUACAGUACUGACAAACCACACUGUCAUUGCAUAUGUAUCAUCACAUUUGUUUACCAUGACGCCACUCAAACAACGCAGACUCAUGAAAAUUUUGCAACAACCUCACAUAACUUUUACACACGAAGGAAUCAACAUGGCUGAUAACAUAAAUAGUGGAGAAUUACAUCACUGUGAGGAGAGAGUUGCUUUGACUGAAAAGAUAAGACCAGACCUGUUGACCACACCCAUCCCAGGCUCCCACUGGCUGUUCACGGACGGCUGUUGUUUCAGACAUCCUCUAAAGGGAUUGCAGGCAGCUUGGUCAGUGGUACAGCAGUCCAGCUCAGGAGAAUGGGAGACCUUGGCCACCCAGACACUUGACGAACAGCUGUCAGCCCAAAGAGCUGAACUUGUGGCUUUGACAGAAGCCCUAAAGCAAGGAAAAGACUACGAAGUGACUAUCUUUACAGACUCGGCUUAUGCCUUCAUGUCAGCUGUCAUUGACCUUCCUAAAUGGAAGAGAAAUGGCUUCCUGACUGCUGAAGGACAUCCGAUUAAAUACAAGACAGAAAUGGAAGCACUGGAAACAGCGCUGCUCCUACCUAGAAGGAUAGCUAUUGUCAAGUGCAAGGGACACAGUAAGGAAGAAGGGACAGUAACUGAUGGUAACAACUUUGCUGACUCCGUAGCUAAGCAGACUGCUGGCUAUGACAAGACUGGAAUUAUCAUGACUGCCACUGCCUGCCAGACAGAACUCCUACCUGCCCUGUCUGAUGAUGAAAUCAGAAAACAUCAGGGGCAGGCCUCACCACAAGAGAAAAUUUUGUGGCUAAGAAGAGGCGCUAUACAAGACCUGACAGGUCUUUGGCGAGGGCCAAAUGGUCACCUGGCCUGGCCCCCAGGAAUUAGACAAAAAAUGCUCCGAUGGGCCCACGGUCCCGGACAUGUGGGGGCAAAGCAAACAAAAGCGAACUUGUCACUAUGGUGGCACCCCUAUUUGGAGAACAUUGUAGACAACUACGUCAGAUACUGCGAUAUCUGCCAGGACUUUAACCCCAGACCAACACUGAAACCAGAAAUGGGGACUUUCCCCAUUCCGGCACAAAAUGGUGAAGAAUGGACGAUCGAUUACACUGACAUGAUCAAUCCGGUACAAGGGAAAAGGUACUUGCUAACUUGCGUUGACAAUUACAGUGGAUGGCCGGAAGCAACUCCAACCUCAAAAGAGGAUGCAAAAUCAGUAAUUAAAUGGCUUGUUAAUGACCUAAUUCCCCGACAUGGUUUCCCCAAAAAGAUUAGGUCAGACAACGGCACCCAUUUCAAAAAUACUCACCUAGCCUUGGUCGAAAAGGCUCUCGGACUAGAACACAGGUUUGGUUCGGUGUACCAUCCUCAGUCCCAAGGUAAGGUCGAGAGAAUGAACCAAAACAUCAAGACAAAAUUGGCUAAAAUCUGUGCACAGACCAAAUUGAAGUGGGUUGACGCGUUACCAUUGGCUUUAAUGACCAUCCGAAUGUCCAUGAACAAAACUGGUUUUUCACCCUAUGAACUGCAUUCAGGUCAGCCCUUCCCAGGACCAGCUGCCUCCCUGGAAGGAAGAAUCAGCGUAAAACCAAAAUGGUACUUUGAACAAAUUCAGAAUUUGUGUAAUAAUUUCUCUGCACAGAUUCGUGGACAACAAUCCACUCCUCCAGGGACCCUCCCUCCCGUAGAGUGGGUCAAGCUCAAAGUCAUCAAACGCAAGUGGACGGAGCCCAGGUGGACUGGUCCCUUCAAGGUCGUGGAACGGACGUCUCACGCCCUUCGACUAGCUGGUAAAGGGGACACCUGGUACCACCUCUCCCUCUGCACUCCUGCUGAAGAACCUGACAGAUCACCAGCGGAUGUCAUUGCUGACAUCGCCACAUCAUCUGCCCCACUCGACCCCCUAGCAGCGCCUUUUGAGCCUGAGGCAGCUGAAGAAGAACGGGAGCAGAAAACGACUCAUUUUUAGUGGGUGUGUUAACGAAGUAACACACAUAAGGGGUGAUCGUGCUAGUAACCUCUCCCCCUCUAGGUCAUAGAAGAGCGAGGCUUUAAUUACACACACAUAAUCCUACAGCCCAGAAGACGACGCUGAGAGAGAGAUUUUCUACCUAUAUUACUCUUUUUAACUUCUAUAUUGUAUAUCCUUAUUUGAGACCAGCCUUUAUACUCGAAGUUAUCCAAUUUCUUUUGCUUGUUUUCAGCAUAACUAUCUGUGUCGUUAUAUUAAGUGAAAAGUUUGAUGUUUAUCCCCGUUUCGUUACCUGAAUUACUCUGAUUUUGAUAGUCGAAAAGCAGGAUGUUACGCCCAGAAGUAUUUCCUGACGGAUUGGUGUUUAGGCUUGUUCUACUGUUCUUGUGCCUCAGUCCUUCCUUCCCGACGACAGUGACUGACAAGUGUCUUAGAACAUACGGCGGACUUGAAAUAGACUGGGUUAGGGGGGACAGCAAGACUUAUUUUUUUGACCUGUGCAGUGUGAUUAAAUGCGGGGGAAAAAAUAGUUUGUACCGUAGUAGUAACCUCUAUCUUUGUGACGACAUAAAACUGAAUCAUUGGUGUCGGAAGCAGACAACAUACUCUAGUGGGUGGUGCCCCUCAUGGACGAGUGUAACCCACUACACAGGGCCCUCUUUUUACCAUUACCGCCUACCUCUACUAUUAGAAGUUAUUCAGAGAGGGAUGACCUUUCAGAGGAAUUUUGAUCGUUCCCAGAAUCCCCUUGCACUUACAAUUAUCGGAAUGGGUGUUGUGCCAAGUCCCUUUUAUGUUGUUUUGGGGGUUGAACAGGCUGGUACGGACCCUAAAGGGAUUAUUAAAAUUAAUAUCCUUGAGAGGGCAUUAACUACCUUUGCCCCCUCUGUAGCACCUAAAGUGCCACUCCACCUCGGUGACGUUACAAAAGCUCUCACAUCUGUGUAUACUAAUGACAUCACCACUGAAGACCUGGUAGCUUUGACCUUAGGAGCAGGUGCAGGCAACCUAUGGCUCAGGUGGAUGACUAGCAUGGCUAAGAGCCAAAACCUGGGUGACUGUGUUGCUUGUUCCGCUGGACGUCCUUUUCCCCACACUUACCCCGCCCCUUUUAAGUUGACUGACAUAAAUGGCUCAAACUGUCUUAUUUCCUUGUUCUCUGAACCCACGCCACCAGGGUGCGAUUUGUUGGCUAGUGUGUACCCUCCUGUUGACAAUUCCACCCGACUUCUUCCAUUUGUGGCCCAAAAGCUGAAUUACACGUGUUUUCAAUUCAAAGGACCCUCUUCGUCCCCCAACAAAUUGGGUGAUAUGAACCCUUCCUGGUGCACCACACUGAUAGAUGGCUCAAGGAUAGGCCCUUGGGCACGAGCUGACUUAUUCUGGUAUUGUGGGGAGCACAGAUUGUACAUUAGAAUCCCAAAGUCAUCCGUAGGGCUUUGUGCUAUGGUUAGACUGGUGACCCCACUCACCCUAGUGGGUACCAAAUUAACUCCCCUUGUAACUCCUGUCUCAGCGGCCUCUCUAACUUCUCGCCGACGCCGCCAUGUUUUAUCUCGAAGGAGUGUAAAGGGCUCCUUUGAUCUGAUGAGAAACCCUGAUGGUGUUUACUUUGAUGCAAUUGGACAACCAAGAGGGGUCCCCUCACAACACAAAUUGUGGUGUGAAUCCUGUGCAGGUUUCGAGAACCUUCCUAUCAUUGGUGCUAUUUUCCCUGUGACUGCUACUAAAAAUGUUGAACGCAUUAACUAUGUUUUUUAUAAUCUGUUGAGACUGACCAACCUGACUCGUGACGCCGUUGAGGGACUUGCUGAACAACUUGCCCCGACCUCUCUCAUGGCCAUCCAGAACCGCAUAGCCCUUGACCGCAUCCUAGCCAAGGAAGAAGGCGUGUGUGCAAUGUUUGGUGACCAAUGCUGUACCUUCAUUCCUAACAACACUGCACCAGAUGGCUCAGUUCAGAGGGCCUUAGAGGGCCUCCAGGCCCUGUCUAAGGAACUUACUGAAGUUUCAGGGGUCUCUGACCCCUUUAAAGAUUGGCUCCAAAGCACAUUUGGCAGGUGGACUGACCUAAUUAAGUCUGUCCUGGUCUCCAUUGGAGUUUUCUUGGCCAUUAUAGCCUCUUGCGGUUGCUUUAUCGCCCCUUGUGCUAAGUCUCUAUGCACCCGCAUCAUUGUUAGAGCUGUAGAAGGUCAACCCCACCCUGUUUCUGGGCUCGUUAUGUCUUUGAAGGGGGUCAAGCAAAAUGGAGACUUUCGAGAAUUGUUGAUUUCCUUCCCUGACCAUGACGACAUUGACGUGGACUCCCUCCAUCUAUCAUCCAUGUAAAUAUGCUGUUGUUUUAUUGCUAGCUUGCUCAAAGAAAAAAAAAAAAAAAAAACUACAGCACCUACUUUAAUGUGGGGCGUGCUUUAGAGGUGUUGCUCUCGUAGGAGAGAUCUUUUGGAUAAGAUCUGAAGGGGGAUUGUAGAUAAUGCAUAUGUUUAAGAGCUAUUUCUUUUCUCAUAAUCAUGUUUGAAUCAGCUCAUUUCUUUCCUUAAUUUUACUCUGUAUACUAGUUUCUCUUUGUCUUCAGAUUGCCUGGUUAGAUAGGGUCGUAAACCAUCAGGAAUGUGAACACAACCC
Entelurus aequoreus (snake pipefish) is the source of this 6964-nucleotide messenger RNA. RefSeq lists its product as uncharacterized. The transcript has a single exon. Gene Ontology annotation, biological process: DNA integration. NCBI's taxonomy places the organism in Eukaryota, Metazoa, Chordata, Actinopteri, Syngnathiformes, Syngnathidae. The record is from RefSeq and is a predicted model, not a curated record. Bases 227 to 4336 code for a protein of 1369 amino acids. Gene Ontology annotation, molecular function: nucleic acid binding; RNA-DNA hybrid ribonuclease activity.